GUAACUUUCUAGAUAGAAUAAUAUAUUAUACCUGAAUCAUGGAAAAACAUCAAGAUCGUUCCAGUGCCUAAAUCUACAAGUGGACCUAAUGUUAAGUUUAGACCCAUUUCAAUUACCUCACCCUUUUUGAAAGUUAUGGAAAGACUUAUUUUACUUAAUCUUGAUCCCUCUUUAAAACCUUUCAACGACCCCAACCAGUUUGCUUAUAAACAUAGUAGGAGUACGUUAGAUGCCGCUGUCGUCCUCCACCAUAGCAUAGUCUCUAGUUUAGAUAAAGGAGCUAAAUAUGUUCGCUGUGCCUUCCUUGAUUACACAUCUGCAUUUGACUCUGUUCCCAGGUCUCUCUUGCUAAGUAAGCUUGCUGCAACACAGGCUGAAAGCUGGACAAAUAAGUGGUUGCAUUCCUAUUUUUCUGAAAGGAAGCAGUACACCGUCUACAAUGGAAAAUCCUCCACUACCUCACUUACUUUAGCUGGUGUUCCUCAAGGUGCUGUUCUUUCUCCCUUUCUGUUCUCGUUUUUCUUACAUGACUUGCCUCAUUCUGAUGUAGCCACUUUUGUUAAAUAUGCCGAUGACCUCCCGGUUUCUAUGCCUGUCAACUCUCAGUCAGAUUGUUCCAAAUUAAAUAGCUUUCUGUCGGAAAUUAGUCAGUGGUCCUCUUCAAACGGACUUAAGCUUAAUCCGUCUAAAUGUCAGUUAGUCAAUUUCACUUUCAGACGUAAAUGUGACCUACAGCAACUAGUUAGCUCACAUGGCCCCACUCUCAUUGACGACACAGAGGUUGAAAAUACAUCUUAUGUUAAGUACCUUGGGCUGAGUUUUUCCACCGAUCUUUCCUGGUCUUCCCACAUCUUGCUAGUUACUAGAAAGAUGUUUCGCUUAACGAUCUACAUUAGGAAAUUUAGGCAGUCUGGCAUAAACCAGUCUUUACUUUCUCAGUUUGUAAAUUCUUGUAUUCUACCCAUCCUCCUUUACUGCUCCCCAUUAGUCUUUCCUGGACUACUUAAGAAAGACUUUGCUUCGCUGAGAAGGGCACUAAAAGCUGUUAGUAGGGCAAGUGGGAUAUCGUUAAACCAACUGGUGAACACUAUUGUAGAUAGACAUAUUAUGUCAUGUAAGAAACUAGCGAAUACAAUAUUGUCGGACCCCAAGCAUCCUCUCUAUACGCAGCUGUCUCCUUGCAUUUCAUCUGGAAGAACUAGAAGCAGCUACAGGAGGCUAUAUGCUAGGACUACCAAAUACAAAAACUCCACAAUACCAUAUCUGGCACAGCUGUUAUGUGAUGAGAAAUCCGUUAGGUAUGACACGAUAAACUUACUGCGGCACUCUAACAAAUAGUCCCAUUAGUUUUUGUUUUCCUUUCCUCGUUACUAUCACACUGUUGUUCUCAUCUAGUACCACACAUCAACUUUAUAUUUCAAAUCCUGUGUUGCAUUGUUUGAAAUGAAAUACUCUACGUUGUUUGUUUUUUUUCUUAAUUUUUAACAUUUAUUUAUUUUAUUUAUUUAUAACUAAUUUAUUUUAUUUUUAUUUAUUUAUCUUUGAUUUUUAAAAAUCUUAUAUAAUUUAUGAGGUAAUUAGAUGCAAUAUACUGUAAUGCACGCUGAAAAUUCCAUACCUGUACCACAAAUACUGUUUGGAAUAAAGCUGUUAUUAUUAUUAUUAUAUGGUUAUCAACUAACGUGUUU
Molecule: messenger RNA, 1688 nt
Organism: Trichobilharzia regenti
Lineage: Eukaryota; Metazoa; Platyhelminthes; Trematoda; Strigeidida; Schistosomatidae
Source: the annotation of a GenBank genome assembly